Messenger RNA from Hypomesus transpacificus, 1722 nucleotides. It is a transcript of the gene tbl2, whose product is annotated as transducin beta like 2. The record is from RefSeq and is a predicted model, not a curated record. The transcript has 7 exons. Gene Ontology annotation, biological process: endoplasmic reticulum unfolded protein response. Gene Ontology annotation, molecular function: protein binding. NCBI's taxonomy places the organism in Eukaryota, Metazoa, Chordata, Actinopteri, Osmeriformes, Osmeridae. Bases 259 to 1584 code for a protein of 441 amino acids. Gene Ontology annotation, cellular component: endoplasmic reticulum.
GCUUUCGACUUUUCACAAGCUGAAUGACCACGACUGUUCUGCAAAUCAGUUAGGUUUUACGUCGGCAAUUUGUAAUUGGAUUGCUGUCGAAACUGAAAUUUUGCAUUGACUAGUGCUGUAAGUAAAAUCCGAUCAAAGCUUUGAAAACAGAAGUUGCUAGAUAACGUUAGCUAAGUCAAGCAAAUAAUUAGCGUAGCUACACACAGCUCACUAACUAGCUUGCUUCUUACACACUAACGUGGCACAAACUGGUUGAAGAUGGAGAUAGCAGCUCUUAUUGCCUUGACGUUAAUUAUAGGAGCAUUACUUAUUUUGGUUGCCGUCACGGUGGGGAAACAGAAAGGUGAAAUAAGUGAACAGAACGAACAGACUGAAAACUUAAUCGCUGAAGAGAAUUCAGUGAAAACUUCAGUUUCCAAGAAACUAAAGCAGGACAAACAACGCCCUCGCAAAGAGAAACCUCAGCAACACACAUUCAGCCACCCCCUUGUUGCAUCCUCACUAAAGAGUCACAGUGCUAACGUGACAUGCCUCGACUUCAGCAGUAAUGGAAAAUACCUUGCCUCCUGUGCCGAUGACCGUACGGUCCGAAUCUGGAGCACCAGAGACUUCCUGGACAGAGAUCACAAAUGUCUCAGGGCUAAUGUGGAACUGGACCAUGCCACGCUGGUUCGCUUCAGUCCGGACUCGAGGGCCUUUAUUACUUGGCUUGCAAAUGGAGAUACCAUCCGCAUCUUUAAGAUGAUCAAGAAGGAAGAUGGGUCCUUCAAUUUUAAAGCUGCUCCAGAAGACUUUCCCCAAAGACACAAGGCCAAUAUAAUAAACAUUGGAAUUGCGGAAACCGGUAAGUUCAUCAUGAGUGCCUACACAGACACCACCAUUCUCAUCUGGGACCUUAAAGGAGAGGUUCUGGCCUCUAUCACCACUAAUCAGAUGACUAAUUCCUAUGCUGCUAUCUCACCCUGUGGCAGGUUUGUUGCCUCUUGUGGCUUCACCCCUGAUGUAAAGGUGUGGGAAGUCUGCUUUGGGAAGAGCGGGGAGUUCAGAGAGGUGUCGCGAGCGUUUGACCUCAAGGGGCAUUCAGCAGGGGUCCACUCGUUUUCAUUCUCCAAUGACUCUCGCAGAAUGGCCACGGUGUCCAAAGACGGCACGUGGCGAUUGUGGGACACCGACGUCGAGUACAAGAAACAGCAAGACCCUUACCUGCUCCUGUCCGUACCGUGCCAGUCCUCGGACGGCAGCCUCGUGGCGCUCUCUCCCGAUGCCCGCGUGGUCGCCGUCUCCAACGGCUGCGACGUGGCCAUGUACGACGCGGCCACGGGCCGGCUGGAGGAGGAGUUCCAUGGCGUCCACGGCGUCGAGAUCACCGACCUGAGGUUCGACAUCAACAGCCGCUUCCUGGUGUCCAGCGGGGACAGGGCCAUCCGCGUGUUCCACAACUCGCCGGGCUACAGGGCGGCCAUCCGGGACAUGCAGGCCAUGCUCAAGAAGGCCCAGAACGAGGGGAUGAAACAGAGGCUGCAGCAGCAGAUACAGGAGGCGCAGAGCGCUCUUGACACUGUGCUGGCCGAACCCAAGGACUAAAGACCCCUUCUGUGUGUUGUGGUGUCUCGCUCUCUCUCUCUUUCACUGCCUCCUCUUCACAUCAUGGCUUGCAAUGGCUACUGUCAUCGAAGUGGCAUUUGCAUGCUGGUUUAAUAAAGAAAUGGUUUUUAAGGAAAA